AUGCUGGGCAGUAAGAAUCGCCUACUGACUGAGAAUGAUAGGAAGGAGCGGACUCCCCUGCAAGCUGGCGUAAUGCUGGGCAGUAAGGAUCACCUGCUGGCUGAGCAUGAUAGGAAAGAGCGGAAUUCCCCGCUAGCUGGCACAAUGCAGGGCAGUAAUGAUCGCCUGCUGGCUGAGAGUGAUAGGAAGGAGCGGACUCUCCUUCUAGCUGGCACAAUGCUGGGCAGUAAGGAUCGUCUGCUGGCUGAGCGUGAUAGAAAGGAGCUGACUCCCCUGCUAGCUGAGAAUGAUAGGAAGGAACGCCUACUGACUGAGAAUGAUAGGAAGGAACUGACUCCCAUGCUCACUGGCAUAAUGCUGGGCAGUAAGAAUCGCCUGCUGCCUGAGCGUGAUAGGAAAGAGCGGACUCCCCCGCUAGCUUGCACAAUGCUGGGCAGUAAGAAUCGCCUGCUGGCUGAGACUGAUAGGAAGGAGCGGACUCUCCUGUUAGCUGGCACAAUGCUGGGCAGUAAGGAUCGUCUGCUGGCUGAGAGUGAUAGAAAGGAGCGGACUCCCCCGCUAGCUGGCACAAUGCUGGACAGUAAGGAUCGCCUGCUGGCUGAGAGUGAUAGGAAGGAGCGGACUCCCCCGCUAGCUGACACAAUGCUGGGCAGUAAGGAUUGUCUGCUGGCUGAGCGUGAUAGAAAGGAGCGGACUCCCCUGCUAGCUGAGAAUGAUAGGUAG
This is a messenger RNA of Pelobates cultripes (western spadefoot toad), 723 nucleotides long. NCBI's taxonomy places the organism in Eukaryota, Metazoa, Chordata, Amphibia, Anura, Pelobatidae. The record is from the annotation of a GenBank genome assembly.